This is a messenger RNA of Sorghum bicolor (sorghum), 1414 nucleotides long. Its product is annotated as photosynthetic NDH subunit of subcomplex B 2, chloroplastic. Bases 183 to 1271 code for a protein of 362 amino acids. The transcript has 3 exons. NCBI's taxonomy places the organism in Eukaryota, Viridiplantae, Streptophyta, Magnoliopsida, Poales, Poaceae. The record is from RefSeq and is a predicted model, not a curated record. Gene Ontology annotation, biological process: carbohydrate metabolic process. Gene Ontology annotation, molecular function: catalytic activity; carbohydrate binding.
AGAGCGCGAGAACGAAGGAAGGAGGCGGCGACAGGGAGAAAGUUGAAAGUGUCAUCUAUCCGGAGAGGCUCCAGGAUAUGAGGCUGCGGUGAACGCCGCCCCGCGUCUGGAGAUCGGCUCUGAUCCUCCUCUGCCAUCCCCCCUCAUCACACUCUCCUCCUCACUCCCACUCCCCCGCCCCAAUGGCCACCUCCUCCGUGCUCCCGCUCCACCUCCCGUCCUGCGCGCGCCGGGCCAGCACCGCCUUGCGCGCCUCCGCAGCCCCGGCGGCGGCGACGGCGACGGCGACGACCGCGCAGUCGCUGGAGGAGUCGUUCGGCCGGAAGGGCCUGCGGUUCGUGGCCGACCCGGCCGGCGGAGCCCCCACCGCGGAGCUCAGCGUGCGGAACGGCAGCUCGCUGCAGCUCCGCCUCGGCGACGGCCUCGUCACGUCCUACAAGCCCAAGGUGUACUGGAAGGACGACGGGUGCCGGGAGGUGCUCUACACCGUGGCGGGCAAGGGCGGCGUCGGCCUCGUCCUCAACGAGGCGUCGUCGUCCUCGUCCGCCGGCGCGGGCAUCGCCGCGCAGUGGUCGCUGGUCGACGGCGCCGAGUGGACCGUCAGGGACGCCGACUCCGAUUCCUACGACGCCGUGCAGGUCGAGCUCGGGUGCACCAAGGGGAAGCUGGACAUCUCGUACGUGGUGACGCUGUACGGGGUGAGCAUGGCGACGGCGGUGAUCGUCAGGAACACGGGCACCAAGCCGGUGGAGCUGACGGGCGCGGUGCUGAGCCACAUCAAGUUCGACAAGCGAGGUGGCACGGCCGUGGAGGGUCUCCGGGGAUGCUCCUACUGCUCCCAGCCGCCGCCGGCCGCCGGCUUCAGCCUCCUGUCCCCGGCCGAGGCCAUGAUGCGGGAGGACCCUGGCUGGUUCAGCGGCGGCGGCGAGGAGCCGCGCCAGGGCGUCUGGACCGUCGAGGAGGACAUGUACACCGUGCUCAAGAAGAAGGUGAGCCGGGUGUACGCGGCGCCGCCGGAGGAGAGGAAGAAGCGCGUCUACAGCACCGCGCCGUCCAAGUUCACCACCAUCGAUCAGUAUAGCGGGCUCGGGUUCAGGCUGGUGAGGAUGGGGUUCGAGGACAUGUACCUGUGCAGCCCGGGAGGCAUGUACGAGAAGUUCGGCAAGGACUACUUCCUGUGCACGGGGAUGGCGUCCAUGUUGGUGCCCGUCGUCGUCAACCCCGGCGAGGAGUGGAAGGCGGCGCAGGUCAUCGAGCAUGAUAACUUGUAACUUUUUUUUUUCUUUUGGGUGAAUGGAUUACAGAAUCGAAUGGCAGCUCCAUGUGUACAUUAUCGUAUACAUGUUGAUGGGCCCCGGUCUCAAGUGAAAUAUACGGAGUAGAUUAAUACAGAUAAUUCUUUCCAUGGGAAGCA